Molecule: messenger RNA, 682 nt
Organism: Drosophila elegans
Lineage: Eukaryota; Metazoa; Arthropoda; Insecta; Diptera; Drosophilidae
Gene: Npc2c
Exons: 3
Coding region: 41-538 (165 amino acids)
Biological process (GO): intracellular cholesterol transport
Molecular function (GO): sterol binding
Source: RefSeq, a predicted model, not a curated record
CAAAGUAAACACAAGUGUCAGCCACCGAAAAUCCAAGAAAAUGACCAGCUUUAAGAAGUUCAGCCUGUGCCUGGCGAUACCUCUGAUGUGGACUUUGGUCGCAGCCAACACGCCAAUUAGACAAUGUGCCGACAGCAGCUAUCCCCAGCCAUUGAUGGUUCAAAUCGACGAAUGCGAUGCCUUGCCCUGCGAUUUGUGGAAGGGAACUGAGGCCAAGAUCGACAUCCAGUUUGUUGCCACUCGCAAUUCGAUGAAGAAGCUGUCGGCCGUAGUCCACCUGACCUCGUUGGGAGUGACGAUACCGUAUGACCUGGAGGCUGCCCGUGGCAAUGUGUGCGGCAACCUGCUGCACGGCGCCUACUGCCCCCUGGACGCUGGCGAGGAUGUGACAUACCAGCUGCUCCUGCCGGUGACCACCAACCAGCCCGAGGUGCCCACUCGCCUGGAGGUGAGACUGCUGGACUCCGAGCAGGGUAACCGGGUUGUGUCCUGCUUCCUGGCCGACACACGGGUCAAGAAGCCCAGUUCGCUCGCUUAGGCCAUGCUUCUGAGCCGCAGAUGACUAAGAGAUUAGGCCGAGGCAUUGUAUCAAUGCUCAAGGCACUGGGCAUCAUCGGCCCAAUUAAUAGCGCGUAAGCUGUUGGCACUUAAGUCCGACAAACACUAUUAGCAGUUAUGAAUA